CUUCUGGCGGGGCGGGCGGGGCAAGCGCCGUCCUACCCUCCAGCUCCCGGGAUUCCAACCCGGAACUAGCCCUGGCUCCCUUGGGAAGGCCGCAGCUCCUGGACGCAAGUAGGAAAUUUCUGGGCAGUAACUGCGAGGCACCAGAACCAGGUCGCAGACAGGGACGCCUUCGUCUGUAGGGGCCCCAGAGUAGGUGCUCCCCGGGCUGGAGGUGGUGCGGCUCGUGGAAAGCGCAGGCACUCACGGCCGUCUGGAGCAUGGCGCCCCCGCGGAACGUGGUGAAGAUUGCCGUCCAGAUGCGUGACGCCAUACCGCAGCUCAUCCAGCUGGACCAGGCAAAGCCCCUGGCCGCUGUGUUGAAGGAAGUGUGCGACGCGUGGAGCCUGACUCACUCGCAGCGCUAUGCCCUGCAGUUUGCUGACGGGCGCAGGAGAUACAUUACCGAGAAUAACCGCGGGGAGAUCAAGAAUGGCAGCAUCCUGUGCCUCAGCACCGCCCCAGACCUUGAAGCUGAGAGGCUGUUGGGUGGCCUGCAGAGUGCAAGUCGCGAAGGCCGCCGGGAAGCCCUGAGGCACCUCGUCCUGUUGGCCUCAGACAUGACUUUUGCCCAGGAGGUCAUCAGCCGUGAUGGGCUUCAGAGACUAGGCACAAUCAUUGAGGAUGGGGACGAUCUAGGGGAGGUGCUGGCCCUUGGGCUGAGGUCCUUCCUGGAGCUCAUGGAGCACGGCGUGGUAUCCUGGGAGACCCUCAGCAUUCCCUUUGUCAGGAAGGUGGUGGGCUAUGUGAACAUGAACCUGAUGGAUGCCUCUGUGCAGCCCCUGGCCCUCCGGCUGCUCGAGAGUGUGACUUUGAGCAGCCCUGCCCUAGGCCAGCUGGUCAAGAGUGAAGUGCCACUGGACAGACUGCUGGUGCAUCUGCAGGUGAUGAACCAGCAGCUGCAAACCAAGGUGAUGGCAUUGUUGACAGCCUUGUUGCAGGGGGCCAGCCAUGCUGAACGUAAGCACAUGCUAGACUACCUAUGGCAAAGGAACUUUCGUCAAUUCAUCUACAAGAACAUCAUUCAUAGUGCAGCGCCACUGGGUGAUGAGAUGGCCCAUCAUCUGUAUGUGCUGCAGGCCCUCACACUGGGGCUUUUAGAGCCACGCAUGCGGACACCAGUUGACCCCUACAGCCAGGAACAGCGAGACCAGCUCCAGGCCCUGCGCCAGGCUGCCUUUGAGCCAGAGGGCGAGUCCUUGGGCACUGGGCUAAGUGCUGACCGUCGCCGUUCCCUCUGUGCCCGAGAGUUCCGCAAACUGGGCUUCUCUAACAGCAACCCAGCACAGGACCUGGAGCGUGUGCCCCCCGGCUUGCUGGCCCUCGACAACAUGCUCUACUUCUCCAGACAAGCGCCCAGUGCAUACAGCCGGUUUGUGUUGGAGAACAGCAGCCGGGAAGACAAACAUGAGUGCCCCUUUGCCCGGAGCAGCAUCCAGCUGACUUUGCUCCUGUGCGAGCUGCUCCACAUUGGGGAGCCUUGCUCUGAGACAGCCCAGGACUUCUCACCCAUGUUCUUCGGCCAAGACCAGAGCUUCCAUGAGCUCUUCUGCGUGGCCAUCCAGCUGCUGAAUAAGACCUGGAAGGAGAUGCGGGCCACACAGGAGGAUUUUGACAAGGUCAUGCAGGUGGUACGGGAGCAACUGACCCGAACACUGGCCCUGAAGCCCACCUCCCUGGAGCUCUUCCGGACCAAGGUGAACGCACUCACCUAUGGGGAGGUGCUGCGGCUGCGGCAGACGGAGCGGCUGCACCAGGAGGGCACACUGGCUCCUCCCAUACUGGAGCUUCGGGAGAAACUGAAGCCAGAGCUCCUGAGCCUAAUUCGCCAACAGCGUUUGCUCCGCCUCUGUGAAGGGACGCUUUUCCACAAGAUCAGCAGCAGGAGACGCCAGGAUAAGCUGUGGUUCUGCUGCCUGUCCCCCAACUACAAGGUGCUUCAGUAUGGUGAUGUAGAGGAAGGCACUGGCACACCCACCCCAGAGAGCCUGCCUGAGCAACUCCCUGUGGCUGACAUCAGGGCACUCCUGACAGGCAAGGACUGCCCCCAUGUCCGGGAGAAGGGCUCUGGGAAGCAGAACAAGAUGGCCUGAACGGAACCCAAGAGAGCUCUGGCAUCCCUAAAUCCCCACAUGAAGCACAGUGCCUGACUACAGGUACCCAGAGAGUACCGGCUAGCUGCUCCUAGAGCUGAUGGGCAGAUAGAUGGGACAGUGUGUGGAAAUACAUGGAAAGCUAGCUGGACAGACUUUCUCAGAGCUGCUCUUGAGAAGUCACUGGCACUUUAGCAGGUUGGGCUAGAUGACCUCUAAAUGACCCCUCUACCCAGAUGCUGUCCUAUUGCUUCCCCCAUGCCCUCUGUCCCUUUCAAGACAUCCUCACUGAAUCAGGUAUUAAUCAGUUCUUCCUGGGGUCUGGCUUGAGACAGCGUCUUUGCAUGUCAGGGUGUUGUGCAGGGAAAGGCCUCAGCCUCCUACUGUGUGGGGAAGACGCUAGGACCUGGUUGAGUUAGGCCAGUGUGGACCAGCCCUGAG
Chinchilla lanigera (long-tailed chinchilla) is the source of this 2570-nucleotide messenger RNA. It is a transcript of the gene Elmo3, whose product is annotated as engulfment and cell motility 3. Gene Ontology annotation, biological process: actin filament organization; cell motility. Lineage: Eukaryota; Metazoa; Chordata; Mammalia; Rodentia; Chinchillidae. The coding region runs from base 258 to 2129 and encodes 623 amino acids. The record is from RefSeq and is a predicted model, not a curated record. The transcript is spliced from 19 exons.